Suhomyces tanzawaensis NRRL Y-17324 is the source of this 3354-nucleotide messenger RNA. RefSeq lists its product as uncharacterized. Gene Ontology annotation, molecular function: delta(3,5)-delta(2,4)-dienoyl-CoA isomerase activity. Lineage: Eukaryota; Fungi; Ascomycota; Pichiomycetes; Serinales; Debaryomycetaceae. Gene Ontology annotation, cellular component: mitochondrion. The coding region runs from base 1 to 3354 and encodes 1117 amino acids. The record is from RefSeq and is a predicted model, not a curated record. The transcript is spliced from 2 exons.
AUGAAGUUUGGGAACAACCUCCACCAUCUUUCCAUACCCGAAUGGCGCUCCUAUAACAUCGACUACAAUGACCUCAAGGCCCAGAUCCGUGCCAUUACCCAGGGCAAGCCCGAUGGCCUCGUGCCGUUGCGCCAGAGCUUCCUCGACAACUUCGACUACAUCAACUUGUUUGUACAGACAAAGCACGGUGAGCUUGUGCGAAAGGUGCAGUACUUCCAGGUACUCUUCCGGCAGGUGGCGUCAGUAGCGUCAUCGUACGACGCCAGCGACGCAGCCUCCGGCAGCCCCAGCACGCGCCAGGAGCUCCGCAUGGUGUUGUACGACAUGGACGAGAUCUUUUACGGCGCCAUCGACAUAUCCGUCGUGUUGAAAAACCUCUCUAAAUUCAUCCUCAUCCAGAAGAUCGCUGUCAAGAAAAUCAUGAAAAAGUUCUUGAAGUAUUACACGGCCGACCCCGACCUCGCUGCCAGCUUCGUGUUCGGCCUCAAGGAAUCGCUUUUCCAGAAUCCUGCCUCCUUCAUCAACUUCGACCUUUCAGGACUCACAAAACAGUUGACAGACUUCAUGAAGGAAAUCAAGCAGGAGCAGAAGCUGAUCACAGCCAAGCUCAACGGCACGUCUGUUCAUGACGACGUUCUGGUGCCCAAGUCCCAGCCUCCAGCCUCCCACCAGCACCAAAAACCCGUUUCCUCGGAGUCUAAAUUCGACAUGACCAUCUUUUUGAAAAAGAACUUCAAUCUUCACUUCCUCCUUCCCAGCGACACCAAUAACCUCAUCGAGUUAGUGCUCAACCUCAACAUCACCCUCAACUUCAAGGGCAACAACGAGGAGUCGUCGGAUCUCUCCUUUCUCUUUCUCACCAACGACAACGACCUCCACGCCGAGCCUUCCUACAUCAUUUCCCAGAAAAACCUCUCGUACUCCACCAUAAUUGCUCACACGGGUGGCUUGCGCAAGCACGCCUACUGUGUGCUUCCUAAUAACGUGGUGCAGCUUCUUUUGGACCACCUCUUGAACAAAGACGACCCUGUGAGCCUGAAGAAGUUGGCAUCGUACUUCGACCUGUCCACCAGUCCCUUGACCAAGAUCACGUUGGACGCCAUCCUUUCCAAGGACUUGAAGCCAUCCAUGAAGCUCGUCUGCAAGCGAUUGAGAUACAUCUUGAAAAAGAACCACGAGGAAGAAGAGCACCAAGAAAUCGAGCAACAAGAGAACAUCCGCAAGGAUUCCAUCGAUAACGCUGUAACCUACGACGACGAGCCUCCACGGGUGGACCAGAUUUCCCUCGCUCCAUCUUCGGACACGAAACAAUACCAAGACGACUACUACAUCACUUUGGACCACGACAUAUACACCACUGACGACCCCCAGUUGACCUCCAACAUUCAGUUCCACGAACCAUCCAGUUCUGCAUUCACAAAAUUCGAUAGAUUUCCCCAUAACCACCUUUCAUUUUAUUCGAACGACUCCAACCUCAGCAAUUUCGAACACUCGAUGGAAACAUCCGUAGACUCCAAGAACGGCAUUGUUUCCACCACCUACCCGGCCACCAAGUUCCGCAAGCUCCCUACCAAGAUUCAGAACAUCAUCUCCACCAAUAACUCCUUGAAUAUGUUCAAGAGUUUGAGUUUCUACCAGUACAUGAUCUCGUGCUAUUACAAUGCCUUCCCUAGAGGGGACUUUGGCAAUAACCACUACUCCAAGUUGUUGAACCUCAACUUGUUGAAGAGCUUUGAGAACGUGCAAAAGUUCAACAACCAGCUCAACGUGGAUAGCAAGCUCAAGAGAAACUUGUCGAUGAAAUCGUUGGCUUCAGCAGGAGCCAUGGCAGGAGCCACGGGAAACGAGCUCAAGAGACCUCCUCCUCUUGUGAACAGAAAUUCCACCAUCAGUGUGGUUUCAAAUUACUCCAUUCCUUCCAUUUUUACCGACCGUGAAGAAGAAGAUGACGACGACACAAAAAUGCUCCAGUUUUAUGAUCAAAGUCCACUCAAGCUAGACAAGGACGUUGACGAAGACUAUUAUUCGUUAUAUGUCAAAUUAAACGAGGAGUACGACCACGAGUCAUCUCUCUUCAACACGUUUAUGUUGAAGUCACAUAAGCUUAAAAGAAAGUUGGUGACCAACAUCGGUAAAAUCUUUGAUGGCCGGGAAAAGGAACCCAUUUUACCUCAAUAUUACAGUAGCAGCCAUGAUGGCAAGACGAAAUACGGAUAUGGGAAUACCGAGGGCGAGUACCUCAUUAAUGAGAACCCUUACAGCAACUACGACUCCAUCAACGAGGAGCCACCCAGCUUCCUUGAUCGGAAUCGUUUCAUCAACAUUCACAAAGAGUACGAGUUCGAAUACGACCAAACAUUAGCAUACAUUUACUUUUGCCUCAACUUGAUCUGCAUUUUCCUCAGUGGAAUUGAGUUAGGUAUAGUAUAUUCAAUUUUCAUGGACAUGGAUAUACCAAGCAACGAGUCCCAGUUCACUAUCGCCAAUAAUUUAUGGUUAAUUUUGGUGUUGCCCAAAACGCAACCAGCCGCAGCCAUGUCCCAAUUCAACCCAGAAGACUUCAAAAAGUACGCUAACUACCUCGUCACCGAGGUGGAGGAAGGCGUCGUACACCUCCAGUUGAACAACACAAAGAGAUUGAAUGCGUUCUCCGAGCAAUUCUGGAGAGACUACCACGAAAUCUUCGUCAAGCUCGACCAGCUCGAGUCCACCAAAGUGAUCUUGGUAUCAUCCUCUGUCCCUCGUGCGUUCACCACUGGCUUGGACCUCAAAUCUGCCAUGGCAGAAAUGGCACUGUACUCCGGAUUAUCUCCUCUGGAAAGACAGGCUGCGUUGAAGAAGCACAUCGAAGACUUCCAGUACUGCGUGGGGAUCCCCGCUCGCAUCAGCACUCCCACAAUUGGCCUCUUGAACGGACUCAACUUGGGUUUGGCCUUGGAUCUCGCUGCUUGCUACUCCAUCAGAGUUGCUACCGAGGAUGCCAAGUUCUGUAUAGCCGAAAUCAAAAUCGGCAUUGCUGCCGAUAUCGGCUCCUUGCAGAGGCUUCCAGCCCUCUUCAACAACAAGGGCCAAUUGUUCCAGUACUGCUUGACUGGUGAAACAUUUGGCUCUCAAGAUGGGUUACGGUUGGGCUAUGUCACCAAAGUCGUGCCAGACUUAAAAUCUGGGGUUGAGUACAUCAAGGAGCUUGCCUCCAACAUCAGCCCCUACCAGGGCUGGGCCAUCAGAGGUACCAAGAAGUGUAUCCAGGACAUUUUGGACGGUCAAUCUGUCGAGGAGGGCUUGAAGUUUGUUGCCGACUACAACUCCAAGAACAUUCCUGACACCUUUGCCAAAAAGCCUGCCAAGUUGUAG